AUGAUUUAUAUUAAUCGAAAUAAAAAUCAUUUUACUAAUAAUAUUAAAAAUAAAAUAGAACAAGACGAACUUUCAAAAUAUCAACAAAGAUAUGAGUUAUCAUCAAGCAUUAGUAGUAAUAAAGAAAUUAAUAUUCUUGAUGUUGUAGAUUUAAUUAAGAAGGAUGCCACUACAACUGCAGUAACAAGACCAACCCAUAUAGUUGAUGAAAAAAAAGAAGAGGCACAUUUAUCGGCAUCAUUACAAUCAGAUUUAUCAACUUCAGAGAGUUCAAACAGUGAACAAAACAGAAAUAGUUUCCAAAGACCACUAAUGGUAGAUAUUGGUUUGGAGUGUAAAUAUAGAUUACAGCUUGAGCAAAAUCCAAAAGAUUUCAAAGCACUUAUUAAAUGGGGUAGUUUAAUAUAUAAAAAUAUAAAGCAACAAUUGGGUGGUAAACAUGUCGAUGUCUGUUUAUUAGAUUGGAAUGAAGAGCUCUUACCAAUUCCUCAAAAUAGUCAAUCAAAUUCUACCAAUACUUCAACAUCACCUUUCUCAGAUUCAUUACAAUCAUAUCUUUUAAAAGAACCUUUAUUCGAUGUUUGUGGAAAAUAUCAACAUUCUUUGCAAUUAUCUGGUGGUUCAAAUUUAUUAAAUAUACCAUUUUCAACUUUAUUAAAUUUUAACUUGGAAGAACAAUAUAAUUUAAUUUUAAAUAACCAAAACUGUAAUAAUAAUAAUAAUAAUAAUAAUAAUAAUUUAUCAACAUCCCCAUCAUCACAACAAAUUUUAAGAUCACUAUCACAAUUACCAGCACCACCCACACCACCAUCAGAAGAUCCAAAUUCACCAUGGAGUGACCCAAUUUUAUGGAUGAAAUGGGGUGAUUGUUUGUUUUUACUCUGUACUUAUUUAGAAUUACCAAUGUAUAAGGCAACUUGUGAAAAAUAUUUUAAAUCAAUUCAAUUAAUCUUUAAACAACAAUUGAAUAAUAAUUUUAAAAAUUCAUAUCAAUUACCAAUUGCAUUAAGAAAAUGGGGCAUAGCUUUAAGUAGAUAUUCCAGAAGAAUGAAAAGUCAAUUUUUAAUGUCGGAAUGGACAAGUGAAGAGAAUAUUCAAGUUGAGGAACUUUGGAAGGUUUUACAUGCUCAAUCUAUACAAUCUCUUUUAAUGAGUAAUAAAUUAUCACCAUCAUUAAUUACUCAAUAUCACCUUGCAGCAUCAUACCACAGACAUUCAAUAACAUUAAAUCAAUUUGGUGGUAAAAAAGAAACAAUCUAUGGUUUAAUUACUACUUCUUGUAAAAUUUAUUAUGAAACCUUAAUGGAAUCACUUCAAGAUGAUUUACCAAUUAAAAUGCAACAAGAUCAAUUACAAUUACAACAACAACAGUUUUUAAUCAAUACGGAAUUAACCCCUCAACAAAAAUCACAACAGCAAUACUUUUUCCAAAAUGAAAUUUUUAAUGACUACUUUAAAUCCAAAGUUUUAGAGAACUGGGGCAGAGCUUUAGAUGUUCAAUUAACUAUUAAAUUGGAUGAAGAGGAGACCAUUGAAAAAGAAGAGGAGGACCUAAAUGCAGUUGAUGAAUAUUUAACCACAUUAUCAAGAUCUAUUUAUAGGGGAAUUAAUCCAUCACUUGAGGGGGCUGUAUCAUUAUGUUUAAACUCGACUCAAGCAAUUCAAUACAAAGCUAUCAAUAGUAUUUCUGUAUUAUGUAGAUCAAAAGAAAUUACUUUCUUCCCAAUUUACAAUGAAUUAAAGGACCAAUUAAUUAAAGUAGAAUCAUUUGUCAGUAAAAGAGAUGAUGCAGAAUCACUUUUAUCACAACAAAAAACUUUAAAGAGUAUGCCACCAAAACUUCAGGUUUAUGUUAGAAUGAGUGGUCUCAGUGAAGAAGAAAUUAUGAAAAAUUUUGAAAUUGCUUGGAACUCAAUUUUCUUCCUUACAAAAGAUACAAUCCCAAACCAACCAAUUCCACCCAAUUAUUAUAGAUCCAAUAAAAAAAAUAAACAUAAGCAAAAGUUAAAUCAGCAGUUACAGUUAUUAAGUGGUGGCGAUGAUUAUGAUGAAGAUAAUAAUAAUAAUAAUAAUAAUAAACAACCAUUACUACCAUCAGCUCAUCGUACAUCAAAAUUAGAUAGAGGAUCAUUUAUAAUUACACCAUAUAAUACAAACUCACAACCAAAGUAUAAUACUUUAAAAUUUAGUAGCGGUGGAAAUAAUUUCUUUAAACCUUCAAAUUUAAACAUCAGUAUGAAUAAUAAUCAAAUUUCACCAACUAAAAACUCAUCAUGGAAAGUAACUUUACCUAGUAAAGCUCCAACAAGAAGAGCAACUAUAUCAUUAGUAAGUUUAAAUUUAGAAGAUGAAGAAUCAUUUAAUAGUCAAAUUAAUGAUAAUGGUAAUAAUAAUAAUAGAAAUAAAAAUAAUAAUAAUAAUAAUAAUAAUAAUAAUAAUAGUAAUAAUAAUGAUCAAAAUAAUAUUCAAUUAAAACCAGUUUCAAAAUAUAUACCAAGUAGUAUAGUAAAAACUACAGUUAAUCCGCCACCUUUAUCAAGAUGUGAUGAAUCAAUAUUUUCGAGUGGUUCACCAUUAGCAUUGUUUAAAGAUAAAAUUAAAUUAGGUACAGGUGCAUUUGGUAAUGUAUUUUAUGCAGUUAGAAAAUCAGAUGGUAAACCAGUAGCAAUUAAAGUUUUAAUGGAAAGAACUAAAAAAGGAAGUCCAAUAAUCCCAGAACUUUAUAUUCACAGUGCUUGUAAUCACCCAAAUAUUGUAUCAUAUAUUGAAAGUUAUUUAUGUAAAGGUCAUCUCUGGAUUAUUAUGGAGUAUUGCGAUGGUGGCACAGUAAGAGAUCUUUUACAACAAGAUUGGAAAAACCAUCAAUCUAACCAAAGUUCAAAUAAUUGUGUACCAUUAGAAGAAACACUUAUCGCUUAUAUCACUGAAGAGCUUUUAGAGGGUUUGGUAUAUCUCCGUUCAAAAGGUAUUAUUCAUCGAGAUAUCAAAUCUCGUAAUAUUCUUUUAACUCGUAAAGGUAAAGUUAAAAUUGCCGAUUUUGGUUUAGCUACUACUUGCAGUUUAGGUCGUGGAAGAACAAGAAUGUGUGGUACCAUGGGUAGAAUUGCUCCAGAGGUUAUCAGAAGGGAACCAUAUGACACUCAAGCUGAUAUCUAUAGUUUGGGUUGUUUGUUAAUUGAAAUGGCUGAAGGAACUGUGCCAUAUGGUAAGGAUUCAUCAUUAAAAGCUUUAUUCUAUACUGCUAUUCAUGAUUACAAAUUACCAAACCCAAAGAAAUAUACAAAAGAGUUUGUUGAUUUCCUUAAUCUUUGCUUAAACUCUGAUCCAUUCCAAAGACCAACACCCGAAAUGCUCUUAAAUCACUCUUUCCUUUCUGGUGCUGAUAGAGGUAAAUCAAUUUUAUUAAAUCGUUUCAAGAACCAAGAUAACAGAAAAAAUUUAUUAUUAGAUAAUUUUGUUGCCUUUUAAAAAUUUUAAAAUCUUAAUAAAAAAUAAUUUAAAUUAUACAACACAU
Messenger RNA from Dictyostelium purpureum, 3514 nucleotides. RefSeq lists its product as uncharacterized. Lineage: Eukaryota; Evosea; Eumycetozoa; Dictyosteliales; Dictyosteliaceae. Gene Ontology annotation, molecular function: ATP binding; protein kinase activity. The transcript is spliced from 6 exons. The record is from RefSeq and is a predicted model, not a curated record. Gene Ontology annotation, biological process: protein phosphorylation. Bases 1 to 3468 code for a protein of 1155 amino acids.